AUGUGUAUUGUAAUCUCAUUAUCCACUUAUUACGAGUUUGGCAAAUCUAUGUUUGAAUUUCCAUACAGAGUUCGUGUUGGUCUAUCCAAAUGUUCAUGUAGUCGAAUUCACGUUUCUGAACCCUAUAUUGACGGAAAUGUGGAGUUGGCAAAUUGGAGAGACUUCCUUUCUUUUUGUUCUAUGUGCAGUUGUCUAUUCGAGGAAUUGAAAUCAUCACAUCACCUUGAAUAA
Messenger RNA from Necator americanus (New World hookworm), 231 nucleotides. RefSeq lists its product as uncharacterized. The transcript is spliced from 2 exons. Lineage: Eukaryota; Metazoa; Nematoda; Chromadorea; Rhabditida; Ancylostomatidae. The coding region runs from base 1 to 231 and encodes 76 amino acids. The record is from RefSeq and is a predicted model, not a curated record.